This is a messenger RNA of Phyllopteryx taeniolatus (common seadragon), 2412 nucleotides long. Its product is annotated as zinc transporter ZIP1-like. The record is from RefSeq and is a predicted model, not a curated record. The coding region runs from base 105 to 515 and encodes 136 amino acids. Gene Ontology annotation, cellular component: plasma membrane. Lineage: Eukaryota; Metazoa; Chordata; Actinopteri; Syngnathiformes; Syngnathidae. Gene Ontology annotation, molecular function: zinc ion transmembrane transporter activity. The transcript has 3 exons. Gene Ontology annotation, biological process: zinc ion transmembrane transport.
UGAAAUGUGGUGCGAGUGUACCCUCUGGUGGCCAUUUUACAAUUACUGUAACUUGCAGUCGUGCCAGAAAGACUCCAAUUGAACUUAAAUUUGCCGUAUCAUUUAUGAUUACGACCCAAGAGACUCACCGCACAGUUCUGAGUCUGAUAAAUUGCUUCGCCGGUGGAGUUUUACUGGCAGCAUGUUUGCUCGAUAUCAUUCCCGAUUACCUGGCGGACAUCAACACUGUGCUGGACUCUAACAUGAUUGAGGUCAACUUCCCACUUCCUGAGUUCAUCAUGGCUGUCGGCUUCUUCACAGUCCUCAUAUUGGAGAGGAUGGUUCUGAACUGUCGGGAGAUGGGAGGGACCGUGGAUGAGAGGGCACCUCUUAUACAGGACAUGAGGAACGGCCACGCCCACGCCCACGUCCAUGGCUCCACCGCGAGUCCGGAUCUGGAGAGCAGCGGCCACCACGUCCAUGUUGACUUUCAGGCCCACUCGCCUUUUCGCUCCUUCAUGCUUAUCCUCUCGUAGGUAAGAAAAAAGGCAGCGCUUCAUCUGAUACUGGAUCAUCUCGAGGUUACAGAAAAUACUUUAUAGCUAGCAAUUUUCUCUCAAAUUCUGUUUUGUUACACUUUUCCAGUCUUGCCCAACACCUUGGUGCAUUGCUUAUACAUUAUACUGUACAUCAUGAGUGCCAGUGCUGUCUUGCAAAGUUGCAGUGUAUAAUCUAUAGCAAAGCUAAGCAAAGUAUGGCAGGUGGGCCAUUUACAGCCUGCUCCAUUCUUUAAUCCGGUCCAUGAAGCAUUUACAUCAAGGGUUCACCAACUGACAGCAGCUUCUUGGGUACUGAUUUAUGUAAAGGGCCACCAGUUUGAUACACACUUUUGAAAUAACACAUUUAGUCAAAUCAACUUGAAUUAUAUGUUGUCGUUAACAAUUAAUGACCUUUGUCUACAGCAGUAAUUCUCAACUGGUGGGGAAGGACCCAAAAGUGGGUCGCGGAGCCAUUUUGGGUGGGUCGCAGAGAGCUAGUAAAAAGUUACAUUGGUCGUGUUCGUAUUUGGAUUUUUAUUUUUUUUUUUCUGAUCAUGUUAAUGAUCUCUUAAAAUAGUUCUAAACAAUGAUUUAAUAAGGUAGGAUGAAAAUCAAUGCGCAACACUUUAUUUUCAAAUGAUCACUUUUACCACAUUCCUAUCACAAUCACAAUCAGCCUUGUUUACUAAUAAAUGCGUAGAAAUGUUCGCCCUCUGCGCACAAGUUAAGUGUAUACGAGAAAUCCCCAUCAGAUUCAUGUCCCAUGCGUACCGGCCAAUUUUCUUCGCAUGUUAAUGAAUCCGAAUUCCUUCUACUGUACAAGACGGGCUCGUGCCCGCAACUUGCAAUCUGCCCCAUUCCCCUACAUAUAAAAAAACAUCCGUCUGACGCACCUCAGCCAAUGCGGGAGGUUUAACUCGCAAAAGAUGGCUGAUCCAAACGUUUCAUAACGUUUUUAAUCUUUAUCCUAUGUUCAAGAAGUUGGUAUCAUCAGAAAGAUUGCACAGCAACCAAGAACAUAUAGCCUAAUAAUCAUGUUAAUCAUUUAAUGAAUUCCGAAUAGAGAUUAUGGAGGUCUGAGAAUAAGCAAACACUGCAUAUGUUGUUAAAAUACAUGGUGAGAAAUACAUACAGAAUCAGAAUCAGAAUCAUCUUUAUUUGCCAAGUAUGUCCAAAACAUACAAGGAAUUUGUCUCCGGUAGUUGGAGCCGCUCUAGUACAACAGACAGUCAAUUUACAGAACACUUUGGAGACAUAAAGACAUUGACAAAAAACAAUUGUGCAAAAAGAUGCAGAGUCCUCUAGCACUUAGAGCAGUUCGAAUGACUUAAUAUUGCAAUAGUCCGGUGCAAUGACCAUUGUGCAAAGGGCGCCGAGACUUCAAGGAGUGUAUGCGGUUUAAAGUGACGAGUAGUGCGAUAAUCUGGGACAAUGUUGGUUGUGCAAAUGUUACAGAUACUCCUCAAUCAGUGUGCAAAUGGAGCAGAUGCUACUCUGGCAUGAGUGGCCAGUAUAUGCAAAUAGUGCAGCACGGCGAGACAACUACAGUGAGUGUACGAGUAAUACAUAAUUGGCCCCACAGAAAUGUGACAACGAACUCAAGUCAAAAAAUUACCAGCUUGUUGUAAUGGAAUUAUAGGUUCGCUGUUUAAGAAGUUGAUUGCAAGAGGGAAGAAGCUGUUGGAAUGUCUACUAGUUCUAGUUUGCAUUGAUCGGUAGCGCCUACCUGAGGGAAGGAGCUGGAAAAGCUGGUGACCGGGGUGCGGAGGGUCAGAGAGGAUUUUGCACGCCCUUGUCUUAGUUCUGGCAGCGUGCAAGUCCUCAAUGGUGGGUAGGGGGGUACCGACAAUCCUUUCAGCAGUUUUGAUUGUCCGUUGCAGUCGGAGUUUGUCCU